Panonychus citri (citrus red mite) is the source of this 2869-nucleotide messenger RNA. Its product is annotated as tRNA (uracil-5-)-methyltransferase homolog B-like. Gene Ontology annotation, biological process: RNA processing. Gene Ontology annotation, molecular function: RNA methyltransferase activity. The record is from RefSeq and is a predicted model, not a curated record. NCBI's taxonomy places the organism in Eukaryota, Metazoa, Arthropoda, Arachnida, Trombidiformes, Tetranychidae. The transcript is spliced from 2 exons. The coding region runs from base 250 to 1584 and encodes 444 amino acids.
CAUGUUUUUCCUUUUUUUUGAUUUUUUUUUCCAUCUUUAGAAUUUCAAUUUAAUUAAUUGAUUUAAUUGUCUUUGUUUUCUUGAUCUUUUUUAAUUCACUAAUGUAAUUUAACCUCUAUUGGAAAUUAUAGUUGUCCUUCAACUGGUCUGUUCUUGUAAGGAGGAUUAUUUUUGUUUUCUCUGUAAUAAAUUCUGGUGAAUUUGUGUUCAGUGUUUUUGUUUGUUUUGAUUUUGAUUUAGAUUACAAUUAUGGUUUCUCGUCGUUUACCUGCUCCAAAUCAAAUUAAUUAUGCUCUUCACUUGAUAAAUAAUCAAAUUUCACCUAUGGUUAAUUUAGAUUAUGAAGCUCAAUUGGCUAAGAAACAAUUGAUUGCCAAAAGUGUUCUCUCGGUAGUUGGUAAAAAAAUCUCCAAACUUAACAGAGAUAUAAAAAUUCAUCCUGGUGGAUUACCAUGUUUAUUGGAAGAAAUUAAAAGAUCUCCUGUCAUUAGUGGAUAUCGUAAUAAAGAUGAAUUCUCAAUCUGGCCUGGUAGUGAUGGUCAAACACCGAUUGUUGGAUUCUUGUCCAGUUCUCUAAGUGAAAAGACAACUUAUUGUAUCGAGCCCGAUUUAACGGUAACCACUAAAGAGAUUCACAAAAUGGCAGCGAAAAAGUUUCAACAAUACAUUCAAUCUGAAUCUUCAUUAGGAAUUUGUACUCAUUUUGAUAAACCAAACGGUAAUUGGAGACGUUUUAUUGUUCGAAGUAAUCAGAAAGACGAUUUGAUGGCGAUAUGUGUCUUACAUCCAAAAGUACUUACACCAAAUGAGCUCAACGAGGAAAAGUUAAAGUUGUCAGAUUUUUUCAGUCGAAAUUCUGAACAAUUAUCUCUAAAGUCAUUAUAUUUUCAGUCUUGUCCAGCUCAAAGAUGCACCAAUGCUUCAGCUCCUUUCCAAUUACUACUUGGUGACAAAACGAUAAAUGAGACAAUUUUGGGCCAUGAUUUUGAUAUUUCACCCGAUUCAUUUUUCCAGGUCAACACUCUUGGAACUGAGGUUCUCUAUCAGAGUAUAUUCGACAAGUUAAACAUCGAUCAAAAUACUGUGAUUAUUGAUCUAAACUGUGAAAUAGGAACAGCAAUUAUCCCGAUCGCUUCUAAGGUGAAAAAGGUCUUCGGGAUUGAUCCAUCAAUCGAUUCAAUUGAAACUUGUUAUCGAAAUGCUCACAAAAAUGGUGUCUCAAACUGUCAAUUUUUCGCCGGUUCCAUUUUGGACAUUCUACCUGACCUGUUUAAAAAAUUGUCAAUGGAAAACAAUAUAAUCAUCAUUACUAAACCAAAACGUGGUGGACUAACAAACUCGGUUCUCAGUUUACUUCGGGAAUUUGAUGCAAUCAAACAGAUCAUUUAUUUAUCAAGUAAACCUGAUAGUAUGAACGCCAUUUCAAAUUUUAUCCACUUAUGUAAAUCAUUUAGACCUGGUGAUGGUAUUCUUGGAGGCCAUUUUAAUCCGAUCACCGCGAUUCCUGUUGAUCUAUUUCCCCAAACAAACCAUCAAGAAUUGAUUGUUGUUUUUGAAAGAAAAGAGAUCGUUCUGUUCCAGUGAGAUACAUAUUGAAACCCAUGGACGAAACUUAUUGACAAUAAUUAUCCCAUCUAGUUGAACAAUUAAUAUUCAUAAAGUACAAUUGUUUACCGUCCAUAGUUAAUUACGGAAACGAUAAAACAAUUUUUCUCCCUGUUGACUGAUCCAUGAUGAAAUGAAUAUUUAUAAAUUUUCACAUUAGUUAUGCAAAUAUUAUUAUUUAUAUUAUCCACUGAUUAUCAUCUCAAAAUGUCUGAUUGUUUUACCCAAUCCUAAACGUCAAUGUUAUUUUCAUGUUAAUCCAUUGAUGUAAUAUUCAAAUUUCUAGUCUUAAUUAGUCCAUUGACAUUGUCUCCAUUGUAAAAUUUAGGUUACAUGAUUACCGAGAUUCAUUAAGUGUAACCAAUUUGGUUAAUUAGUCUCCUUGAAAUGGUUACUCCAAAAAGCUAAAAGGAAAUGGUUCCCAACAAAGAGAUAAUGAAUGGAUAAAUUUUCUCAAAGGAAAAGAAAAUACAAACACAAAGAUGUUCGUAUUUAAAUUGUGAAGGCAAAUACAAAAGAAAAUCAACUUCGGGAAUUACAUGAUUGUGCUAUAUGGAUGGUUACCUCAUUAAUAUCGACUUCCACAUUGGCGACUGAUUUUUAUUUGAAAAAUUCUGAUGGUUAAUUGAUCUGAACCUUGAGAAUUUCCCUCACUCUAAGCGACCGUUAAACAAUCAAAGAUUAACUUUUAAUUCAUUUUAAUCAAUUUCGAUUGAACUAAUCUAUUGUUCCACUGGCUAAUCAAACAGUAGCGAAAUCAACAAACAAACUAAAAAACAAUUAAACCCAAAGAAAUGGAACCAAAGCCUGAUGAAAGCUCGAAAACGUAUCAACUCGAUGGAUCGAACCUUGAAUCUCUCUCUCUCUCUCUCUCUCUCACAAAUUCUCAUCAACUUGAACUAAGACUCUUUCCCGAUAGAUAAACAAAUUAAUCGUUUGUCCAGUUUUCCUGUAUCAUUGGAUCAGAAACAUGAUACAUAUAUCAAACUGUAAUAUUUUCGAGGUCAUGUCCAAGAAAUACGGAGUAGAACUUUUUUUCGCAACCAACUCGAAAUGAUGAACAGCUAAAGCAUAUAUAAGAUAUGGGCAAAGAGACAAACAAUAAGGUGUUCAUGUUGUUCAUCCGGUUGAAUCUCACCAAGCGUUGAUUGUUAUCCAAGGUUAACCAUCAACAGAUUUACACUUUUUCAUCGUGUAUUAAUUGUUAAUCGGACCGAAGACAAUAAUCUAGUAAUUGUUGAAUAAAUUUUCCUAUUUACUUUAA